ACCUUAACGGCUUAUUGCUCAAUGUGUUUUCUUAACUCGCUUCGGUAAUCGACGCCAGUGAAUCACGGUUCAAUAUUAUCACGUACCUACUCUAUAAAUUGUUAUUCGUGUACUCACAUUGUUAAUUGUUAUAAUAGUGCGUACUGAUGUCGGUAAUUUGGAAUUCAAUGCAUUUAAUUUUAAUAUAAUCGUUUGAUUGACAUUUACUUUUGUUUACAAUAUUCAAUAUGACGUGGUCGGUUAUUCACUUCUUUAAAGAUAAUGGAGUAGAGGUAGUACCUAGCACAUGGUUUAAAGAUGAUACAUGUGCUUGGCCUAAGACCCAUGUGAAACGUUUUAUUAAAAACCAUUGUAUACCAAAUACUAGAGGGUUCAAAGCUAGGGCAUUGUCUACAAAUAUUUAAUCGUUUCUUGUUGCUCGAACGAAAUGCAAAAAAUAAUUGAUCACUUCGGAUUUAUCAUCUACUGAAGAUGACAAUUAUUCUAAAAUAAAAAAUAUAAAUAAUGGAAAAAAAUCAAAAUCUGGUAAUAAUUGCAGUAAUAACAAAAAAACGGGAUAUGGCGCUGACAAAUCAGACAUUGAAACUGAUAGCGAUGACAAUAAUUAUGAAUUACCAGCUUAUGAUUCUGGUGAUAAUAAUUCCAGUACAAAUAACAUUAAUUGUCUGUCUAAGAAAUCUUGUGUUUAUGAUAUGCUUGUCAAAUCACCAUCAAAAACUCCAGUUUUUGAAUCUAUUGAUGAUAAUUUCUGCAUGGUGAAAAAUGUGUCACCUUAUAGAAGAAAUAAACAUUUUGUACUUUCUCCUAAUAAUUUGGCAAGAGCAGAAAAAAACAAAAAGAGAAAUUUAUCUGAAUUUCCUAGAAAAUAUCCAUCUCCUGAAACUUUUCAAUCACAGAAAAAAAUUAAAUCAGCACCUCUUAUGAAGAUGACUAAAUACCAUUCUCUUUCACAAGAAAUAUCUCCUACUACUGUUCAGAAGUAUUCACCAUUAAAAACAUAUGCACAAGCAUCUGCGGCGAGAUCUGCGGUAUCCAAGCAAUUAUUUAGACCAGAUAACUUAAGCCAACCGUUGACUACUUUAUUAGAAAAUAAACAAAAAACGCCUCCAAAACCAAAUAAAUUAAAAAAUUCUUCAGAAGAUCAAUUUAAGGAACUCAUUUUAUACAAUCUUUUAGUAUUGAAACACAGCAUUAGAAACAUCAAUGAAAAAUUGACAUUGGUUGUCGAAAGGCAGAUUUCACACAAUUAUAAUGUUGAAGAAUCUAAUGAUCUUACAUUAGAAUAUUCUAAUUUGGACUGCUUAUUACCAAUUGAUGAAGAAGAUACAUUAGACAAUAUAGAAGAACAGAUAAGAAGUACCAUGCAUCAUUGACUAAACAGUUAGCUGGACUUGGUGGAUAAAGUAUCAAAGUCAUUGUCAAAAGAAUCAUGGGAUAUUUGUUCACUGACAACACCUUAGCCUUAUAUUCUUUUAAUGGCAGAGCAAAUAAAAAAAAAUGUUUUGCAAAUCUAUCAAUUUCAAAAGUUAUAUAUGUUAUGCUGUUAAAUCAAUUAAACGAUUGAAUAAUGAAUCAUCGAUGAAAUUGAAAAAUACUUUAAGUAUUAUCUCAUUCAAGCACCAUUCAACAUAAAAAAGAAAAAAGAAAUGUUUCAUUGAAUAUGAAUAUCAUUUAAUUUUGUAAUUAUUAUGUACAAUAUAAUAUAGCUAGGCUAGGUUUGCCUUUUAGUUAUAUCAUAUUUCAACUAUAUAUAUACUAUUAUAUUAUAUUCUAAAUAAAUUUAUAGGUACAUUAUGUUUUACUAUUAUUAUAUUGUUA
This is a messenger RNA of Metopolophium dirhodum (rose-grain aphid), 1818 nucleotides long. RefSeq lists its product as uncharacterized. The record is from RefSeq and is a predicted model, not a curated record. Bases 693 to 1373 code for a protein of 226 amino acids. NCBI's taxonomy places the organism in Eukaryota, Metazoa, Arthropoda, Insecta, Hemiptera, Aphididae. The transcript is spliced from 13 exons.